AUGUUUGGCGGAGGGUCUAUCUGGGGUAACCUAGGGACGCCGGCCGAGUCACUGGCAGAAAGAGAACGACCUCCUCCGGCAAAGCCCAUACCGCUCGAAUUCCCUUGCUAUGUACCCUCCAAUGUGAAUGCGAGCUUGACCAGACAGCACAUGAAUACUGUGCGCCAGACGCUUGCUUCAAUCCGCAGACCUCUUGACGUCAAAGAUUCACACCUAGAGCACCUCAACAUCCAAGUAGAGCAGGACAUCGACGUCGCAAAACUGGUAUCCGAUGACCGCUUUGAAAAACGUCCUUUCCUCUACGAUGCAGAUUUGACGGCCAUGCUUGCCGAGCUUGAAUGUGAUAAUGAAGAAGCUUAUCGUGAAGUUUUGCGCCUCCCUCCACUGGAGGGGCACAAAAAACCACGCUUGACAUACGCACGCAACUUUUUCGUUAAUCUGGAAGAUAUGAGUCGCUAUUGGGACAGUUCCCAGGACAACUACUACGAGGUUGAGGCUAAGGAUCCCGAAUCCCAGACUCAGACUACCCAAUCCCCACCAAAUGCAGCAAAUUCACCGAAUUCAGCAGAUGAUCAGUUGGCCACGAAAGAAGGCGAGAAUGUGACAGGCACAGUGUCUCAGCCACAAGAAUCUCCCGCCCAGUCGCAGAGCAGCAGCGUUGCGAACACAGGCUUAUCUGCUCAACAAGCAGCAUCGGAUACAAUUGAGAUUCCUACGCGACCCAAGAUGAAGCAGGUCUACAAGGGACCGCGACUGGGAAAUGGGGAGCAGAUGGCUCCAUCAACACGAGUCUCGGCAGUAAGGAAUCUGCUAAAAAUGGUCGUGCACAAAUUCAAUUGUCGGGACCUUGAAACCAAUCCCAGAGACAGGCUGAGAUUUGCGACGGUCAAUGUUCCAUCAGUCUUUUACAGUUGUUGUGUCGCCAGAGUGCCUGCGGAUAUGCAGCUCGCUCGGGCGAGAAUGGUGGAAGGUCCAAUCAUGGCAGUACAUUCCAGAUCCGAGGUCAGAUUCAAAACCCGUGAAGGCCUGCAAAGUCCGAACAGCGACAUUCUGGGUGAACGGUUUGACUUAUUCCGAGAAGUGGGUUGCCUGUUGCUUCUUGCGAAACAACGUUCUCGGGAAGGAACUCAGCCCGUCCAGCAUCCCGCUGAGCAUGAGUGGUGGGCUUCGAAAGCUCGUUGGGGUUGUGGUGAGACCAGAUGGGGACAAUUGGCGAGCGAAGUGUUUGAAGACGAAGAUCCCAGCUGGAGUCCAGAAGAAGCAUCACUACAAAAGAAGAAGAGAGACCAGGAUGAAGAGCAAGAGAGGCUCGUAGAGGCCGCCGCCGCCGCGGAUCUCAAGAAUCUCCGUACUGACGACCUGAUUGCACAAACCUCUCCGAGCGGUGAACGACCGAAGAAGAAGAAACGGAGUGGGGACGGCAUCGGCAGCGGUGGCAAGAGCGGCAGUAAAAUCGAGUACAAGGAUGGGAAGAGAGUCAUGUUUACACCUCCGAUUCGACGCAAAUGGUAUCUGGAUUGGACCAAAAUCCGACCGAAUGCUUCGACUUGGGAUGAAAAAGUGAUCUACCGCCGGAUUGGCCAGAAGAGCAAAGAAGACGGUGGAGAUGGGUGGGAUGAGGUGUUCCUACUAUCGGCCGCCAAUCAUCAUGUUUGCAUGUUGAAGCUGCAAGUACAUGAAGAAUAUCUCGAGUGGUUGGAAAAGGGGGAGGUGGUAAAGGUUGAGAAUGGUAGCGUGAGUGAGGAACAGAGAAAGCGAAAUGUUUUGUACGUGACUCGAAGUCGGUGGUAUGAUUUGUUCGAGGUCGAGCAGAGAAAGGAGCUCCUGACAGGGAUCUGGAAGGUCAUGUGCUGGGUGAAUCGGUAUGAGGUACCCAAGCAAGAGAUGGAAAAGAUGGAAGAGUUGAAGAGGAAGCAAGCUGAGGAUACGGGUGAUCACCGCAUGGAGAUAUGA
Molecule: messenger RNA, 1953 nt
Organism: Exophiala bonariae
Lineage: Eukaryota; Fungi; Ascomycota; Eurotiomycetes; Chaetothyriales; Herpotrichiellaceae
Exons: 2
Coding region: 1-1953 (650 amino acids)
Source: RefSeq, a predicted model, not a curated record